Messenger RNA from Anthonomus grandis grandis, 601 nucleotides. RefSeq lists its product as uncharacterized. Bases 47 to 541 code for a protein of 164 amino acids. Lineage: Eukaryota; Metazoa; Arthropoda; Insecta; Coleoptera; Curculionidae. The transcript has 2 exons. The record is from RefSeq and is a predicted model, not a curated record. Gene Ontology annotation, biological process: sensory perception of smell. Gene Ontology annotation, molecular function: odorant binding.
AUAAAUAUCUCGAUUAUUUUUUUGGUAUAAAUAUGAACAGAUUUGGAUGGCAAUUACACAGAUAUUCAAAAGUAUCUUAAGAAACAUUACUCGGCAGAAAUACAAAAAAUUCAUUAAAAUGAAAGUGCUUAUUGCUUUGACAAUUUUCGUCGUUCUUGCAGUUGAGGCUGCAGUCAACAGAGAGCAAGUACAACAACAAAUUAAAACUGCCAGUGAUAAUUGUUUGAACGACCCUGCAGUUGGCGUGAGCAAGGAUGAAUUGAAAGCUUUCAGAGAAUCCAAAGGACCUAAACCUGCUAACAUAGGAAAAUUGUCCGUGUGCGUGCUAAAAGGAAUCGGCUGGAUGAAAGCCGAUAACACCUUGAAGACCUCCGAAAUUAGAGAACUCUUUAAACAGGGACUAAACGGUGACCUCACGAAACUGGAAGAAGUUAUGGGCAAAUGUGUCGCUGAUAAGGGCACUCCAGAGGAAACCGCCAAUAAUUUGCUUGAAUGUCUUGUCUUCCAUGGUAGAAAUCGUCAAGCUGCUUCUACUGCUUAAUAAAUAAAUAUUUUAAUUAAAUUUUGACCCAAUAAAGUUUUAUAAAACCUAAAAGACAAA